AUGGUUCAUAGAAGUAAACCGAUUAAUGAAAUUAAUAAAUUCACCAAAUUAUUUAAUGAUAGUAUAUUUAUAAAUGGAGUUUGUAAAUUUGAUAUUCAAGAUCCAUUUGAUAAAACUAUAUUAAAAUAUAUUGAAAAAGAAAAAGCGAUUUACUGUGGAAAGAAGAAAUAUGAAAACGUUAUUAUUAUUAAAGGGAAUCGGAUUAGUAUAAUUCCUAAUAGCAUACAAAGUGUUAAAUGUAAUGGUAGGAAUUUUAAGUUUAAAGCUGAUGGCAAGGAUGAUGAAAAUGAUUAUGAAGAGUGGAGACCAUUUAAUGAAGAGGGGUAUUUUGAUAUGUCAACUGAUUUUGCAAAUAUUAUAUGUUAUAAAAAAACCAUCUUUAAUAUUGAUAUUAAAAUAUUUGAGGAGACAAUUGCAUUGACUGUUAUAAAAAAUAUUUCACAAUUUGAUGAAGAAAAAGAUGAUGAACCAAGUGUUAUAAUGAUAGGAAUUGAUUCAAUGUCAAGAAGUAAUUUUAUUCGUUCAUUACCAAAAACAUAUAAAUUUUUACAAGAACAUGAUUUUAUUGAUUUUAAAAGACAUGUAAAAGUUGCUGAUAAUACAUAUGGUAACUGGAUUGCAAUAUUAACUGGUCUCCGAGCAUCAUGGUCAUCAGAUAUGAAAAUGGAAUUAACAGAUGCUUGGAAUUUAUGGUAUGAUGAUUUUCCAUUAAUAUGGAAAAAUUUUACUUCACAUAAAUAUGUUACAUUAUUUGCUGAAGAUCGCCCCGACAUAGCAACAUUUAAUUACCAUGGUAAAAUGUAUGGAUUUAAAAAACAACCAACAACUCAUUAUUUUCGUAAUUUUUGGCUUGAUGUAGUUGAUACACUAAAAUAUAAACAAAGUAAAGCAGGAUGUUAUGGUAGUAUACCUAACACAAAAUUACAAUUAAAUUAUUUAACUAAUUUCUUAAAUAAUUAUAAGACAAAAAAAAAAUUUGCUUGGUGGUGGUCUACAGAAAUGAGUCACGAAUAUUUAAAUACCAUCUCAUCUAUGGACAAUAUUUACUUAAAUUUUUUUAAAAACACUAUAGAUAAAAUGAAAAAUAGUAUUAUUAUUGUAUUUUCUGAUCAUGGCCAUAGAUAUGACGCCAUUAGGGAGACAAAUGUUGGUAGAUAUGAAACUAGAUUACCUUUUUUAAAUAUUUAUUUACCUAAUAAUUUAAAAAAACUUUAUCCAUUUUUAAAAAUAAGAAUGAUAGAAAAUAGUGAAAAAAUGACAACACAAUAUGAUUUACAUGAAACAUUAGUAAGUAUAUUAGAAAAAAAAUGGGAAAAAAAUGUUACAGAAAGGAGGGGUUACUCAUUAUUUCAUCAACAUCCAAAUCAAAGAAGAUGUAAAAGUUCUGGUAUUCCAGCAAAUUAUUGUCCCUGUAAUACAGAGUUAAUUCUUUCACCUGAAGAAUCAACAGAAGUAUCAACUUUUUUAAUUAAUUAUUUAAAUGACAAAUUAAUUAAUUUUAAUAAUUUUAUAAAAUCAGACAAAAAAUAUAAAUGUAAAACAUUUCAAUUAGACAAAAUAUUACAUGCCUCUCUUAUAAUUCCAUCAGAUGUAAUAACUUUUAAUGAAACUCCUGGAAUUAAUAGUUUUUCAAAUCAUCUAACAAUAACAUAUCGUUUAAUGGUACAAAUGAAACCACCAUCAGGAGCGUUAAUUGAAGCAUUGAUAGAAAAAAAUCUUUCAACAAAAGAAUAUUCAAUAAAAGAAGAAAUAGAAAGAAAUAAUAAAUACGGGAAUACAUCUUUUUGUGUUAAUGAUGCACAAAUGCAAAAAAUUUGUCAUUGUUAUGAAAUAUAA
Molecule: messenger RNA, 1836 nt
Organism: Strongyloides ratti
Lineage: Eukaryota; Metazoa; Nematoda; Chromadorea; Rhabditida; Strongyloididae
Product: Protein of unknown function DUF229 family and Alkaline phosphatase-like, alpha/beta/alpha domain and Alkaline-phosphatase-like, core domain-containing protein
Exons: 4
Coding region: 1-1836 (611 amino acids)
Source: RefSeq, a predicted model, not a curated record